Messenger RNA from Drosophila busckii, 1816 nucleotides. RefSeq names its product leucine-rich repeat extensin-like protein 2. The transcript has a single exon. NCBI's taxonomy places the organism in Eukaryota, Metazoa, Arthropoda, Insecta, Diptera, Drosophilidae. The record is from RefSeq and is a predicted model, not a curated record. Bases 932 to 1801 code for a protein of 289 amino acids.
CAGGCCUUAACAGUCACAAUGCUUAUAAAUUGUGACACUCAACAAAAUUGUCUGACUAUUAGAGACGACAGAAAAUAUCAAAAAACAAAAUUUAACACCAAAGGGGAUUAGCGGCUCUAUCAUGCAAAACAAUUGCCAGGCACAAGCUCCUAAUUGCCAGGCGCCAGUUGCACAUCCUCCGGAGGCUGGAUGUUAUUGUAAUCCACCGCAGCCUGCUCCAGUUCCUACAUCCUGCGGCCCUCACUCGGGAACAUGCGGCAGACAAGACAAGCCACGAAAGGCUUCUCGGUCAGAGCAAAGAGCUAUGUGCAAGCAUUGUCGUCAGCAGCAGAAGAAGAAGAAGAAGUGUUGCAUUAUACAAUAACUGCUGAGCCGCUUUCCCCAGCUGGCUGUCAUCCAGGUAUGCCUUGGCGUACGCCUUUGAAAUUUUAGGUACAACACACAAAAUUCCAUAUAAAUUCAAUGCCGGCAUAUAGUAACACAAUCAAAAAAAAAAAAAAUUAAAGCUUUCAGAUAGUUGUAUGAAUAGCUACAGCUACUUCUGUUGAUGGUAACUGUUGAAGUAUGGCACAGCCGAAGCCACCCAAUCCGAAAUGCCAUUGUGCGGUGCCUGUACCACCCACGAGUGUACAGCCCCAGAUCAUACGUAUAAAAUGUGGAGCACCAGCACAUAGCACAGAAUCAAAAAGAAACCCCAAUCUGCAGUAUGGCUGUCAGCGAAGAAAACAAAAAAAAUGCAGCAUACAAUGAUACAUAAAGUAUAUCGAUCUCAGUAGGCGUUACAAUUACUUCAACUUGGAUAUAAUAUGAUUCGGCAGCUUGAAAAAUGUUAAAAUUUACAGUCAGAAAAAUUUUUAGUCUUACUCAUGGUCAAUAAUACAAAACAACGUGAAAUCGUUGCACCAACGCCUGCAACAUAAAUCAGUGCAAAAUGCGUCGAAAAUGCAGUCGGCAUUGCUUUGUCUAUCGCACUCCCUGCUAUGCAAAUCCGCCACCAAGACCAGGCGCUCGUCGGUGUGCUACAGAAGGUGGAUGCUACUGUCCGCGCUUACCUCCUACUUCGCGAAGUUCUACGCGGAGAACCUGCCGCAGGAAACCAUCUGCCACUAGCAGCGGCUGUUCCUGUAGCCCAUCCAACAAAUCCGAACAGACAUGCUGUUAUCCUUUGGUUGUGCGGGAGCCAGAUCCCCCACCAAGACGCCGUCUAGAACGCAAAAGCUGUUGCUGUCCAAAAGAGCCUCGAAUUGAGCAACCUCCCAGCUGUUGUUCCUGUGCUGCAUAUGAUGCUGGUCCAGUAUCCCAGGUAAUGGCACGUCCACAGCCACCCGCUUACUAUCCACCUCAGCCUCCACCUGGUCAGGUAGCCCCCUUCCAGCCAGCCAUCCAGUCUAUUAAUAAUUGUAUUGAAGCUCCAAGCGAUCCAUACUAUAAUCAUACUAUGCAACCACAAAUUGGCAAUCCAAUGGGCAAUUUUGAUUUAAACAGAUUUGAUCGAGAUCACGCUGGAAUUGGAGGUACUACUGGGCGCCGAAGAAAUGUUAGUAUACGCACAUGCGUUGAUUAUGACUAUGAUCCGGGGACUACUUACCAAGCGCAAGCACCACCACCACCACCAUCUGCCUAUCCUUAUCCAUAUCCUCCACCGCCCUCUCCACAUAUCUUUCCACACCAGCCCAAUCCGUGUCCGUGUCCGCAUCCACAAUUUAUGCCUACGCAGAGAAACUGUAAAAGACGCCCUUCAAUAACUGAUAGAUCUGAUUCCGUUAGAUACACUCCCUGUCCUCACCGUCGCGCCGGUUGAUAACUCAACAGUUGA